UAGAAGUGCGCACUUGUGAAUUCUAGUGUUCGGGGUAGGCACUGCGUUCAGUUUUACCACCGUGACCUCGGUACAAUGUGAUAAGAAAAGAAGAAAAAAGCACCUGGCAAGAAACUCUAUCGUCGCCAUCACGCCGUGCUGUGGCGUGUAGUGCGUGCGGCGAUAAAAGUAAUAACAUUUUCGUGCUAGGAGAAAAACGCAACAUUUACAUUACAGUGCCAUACGUUCGAAGGAAAUGUGUUGAACAUCGCCAUCUAUAGAAUGCAGAAAAAUGAUGUCAUCGCUUGUUGUGAGUGAGUUAACAAGCGGCUCUGGGAAAAAGGUGACAAAUACUUGUUUGUGCUCUCGACAAUCCCAGUGACCGUCGCAGUAGGCAAAGCUCGACGACUAUUUCCUUUCCAAUCACAAAUCGAAACGGUCCAGUGAUAACGUGGAGUCGAACGGCAUGGGUGAUAUGGCCCAGUGAUGACGGUGGAAGUUAAUGUGUGCGUUGUUUUAAACAUCAUGGCAUUGGGGAGGUCUGUUUGAAAACGAUAGGCUACAAUCGUACUCAGUAAGUCGUAGUGGAUGAAAAUAGAAAACAUACCGAAAAACCGUGGCGUCUCUAGUAUAAUCAAAGCAAACGCAAUACAGUUUGAUAGUGACGACGGAACCGUCCGAUCGGUGCGGUACAAUCGCGCAGCAGCGGAGUCGACUGAGAAAGUGUAAAAAUGGUGUUCGAAAGCAUUGUCGCCGACGUGCUGAACCGAUUCGUCGGCGAGUACGUCGAGAACUUGGACAAGAAGCAGCUGAAGAUUGGCAUUUGGGGCGGUGAUGUUGUCCUCAACAAUCUUAUCUUGAAGCAAAGUGCGCUGAAAGAGCUCGACCUCCCGGUAACGACGCUUUAUGGCCACCUCGGAAAGCUGGUGUUGAAAAUACCGUGGAAAAAUCUGUACAGCGCCCCGGUGGAAGCGAUUGUAGAUAAGCUGUACGUCCUGGCCGUUCCGAACACCGACGUUCGCUACAAUGACGAAAAGGAGCAACGAAAUGCGUUCGAGGCCAAGAAGCAGGAGUUGGUCCGUAUCGAGCAGGCGAAGAAAAACGAGCAGGAGAAGGAUAAACCGACCCCGGUGGCGGACAAGUCGUUUGCGGAGAAGCUGACGGCGCAGAUCGUGAACAACGUGCAGAUCAAAAUAUCCGACAUCCACAUCCGGUACGAGGACACCACGACCACGGGGCAUCCGUUUGCGUUCGGUGUGACGCUGAGCGACCUAAGCGUGCAUACGACCGAUGAGAACUGGGUGCAAACGCUGGUGUCCGAGUCGGUGACGAAAAUCUACAAGAUGGCCCAGCUGGAGAUGCUCUCGGUGUACAUGAACUGCAAUACGCAGCUGUUCCAGUACUCCGACCCGUCGAUGUAUCGUACCCUUUUCGAGGAAUCGAUUGCGUCGAAAUCGCGCAAACCCGUCGACUAUCACUACAUAUUCGGACCGAUCAGUUCCGGGGCGUGCCUCGAGAUGACACCCAAUCCGGAGCUCGGCGAGGCACCAUUUACCUCGCCCAAGAUCAAGCUGAAGCUGUGCAUGGAAACGCUGGCCAUCGGCAUAACGCGCGUACAGUUCCAGAAUACGAUGCAGCUGGUGGAGGCUUUCGGUAGGAUGAUGCGUGCCAUGCCCUACAGGAAGUACCGUCCAUACGGUAUUGGCUACAAGGGCAACUUCAAGGAGUGGUGGCACUUUGCUUACACCUGCGUGCUGGAGACGGAGGUGCGCCGGCGACGCAAGAACUGGUCGUGGGAAACCAUGCGACGCCAUCGGCAAAACCUGCGAGACUACGAGGUGGCCUACCGGGCGCAGGUGACGGCGAAGAAGGUGACACCGGAGAUGAUAAGCCGCAGCGAGGAGUACGAGAAAAUACUAGAUCUGCACAAUAUCGUAGUGAUUCGGCAGAAGGUGGCCCUGGAGGUGGAGAAAGAGGGUAAGCGGCAAGCCGAACAGCAGAAAGCAGCUGGAUGGUUUAGCUCGUGGUGGGGUGGUGGAGCUAAAAAGGAGGAUGAUUCUACAGGGGCUGAUAUUAAAAAACAGUUCGAAGCAGCGAUGACACCGGCCGAAAAGGCAAAAUUGUUCCAAGCCAUCGGAUACCAGGAGAACGAUAUGCCUACCGAACUUCCCGAGCACUACAUCGCUCAGAUACUACAGUUUGAGCUCAAUUCACUAGAAGUGUCGAUUAAAUCGGAGCUCUCGGACAAACAGACCGUUCUCGAACGAGUGAUGCUGCUGGAGCUGAAGAAUGUUAUUUGCGGGGUAGAGCAACGUCCGUCAGCGGCAGCAAUGAAGGCAUCACUUGGCAUGCAGGAGCUUACCAUCUCCGGCCUCCGGCAAGGGGAGGUUCUGCCAAUCAUGGUAAAAUCUCAACUGGAAGGCUCCAAGACGCUGCUCGACGUAUCCUUCGAGACAAACCCGGAGGAUAAGCUCUGUGAUCAGCGCGUGGUGGUCACUUCCAGGCCUUUGGAGAUCGUGUACGAUGCGGAGACAAUUAUUCAACUGACAAAGGUGUUCCAAACUCCGCGCACGGCAACCAUUUCACAGUUAACCGAUGCUGCUGCAGAAAAAUUGGUUAACAUCAAGGAACGCUCGGCAACGGGAUUGCAGUACGCCAUCGCAAAACAUCCCCGGCUGGAGCUCAACAUCGAUAUCAUGCCGAGCUAUAUAAUCGUACCGCACGGGGGUAUAUUCUCCAACCGCGAAUCGGUGCUGGUGCUCAGUCUCGGCAAACUGUUGGUCCAAACCGAACCGCGCCCCCUGAACCGAAAGGACGUGCAGACAAUGCACGGCGAGGGUAUCGCGCAGGAGGAAAUCCUCUCGGAAAUCAUUCACCAGAGCUACGACAAGUUUGUGCUCGAAGUACGUGAUGUGCAGGCGAUCGUGGCCACGCUUGACGAGGAUUGGCAGGGUUCGCUGCGAUUGAACACUGUCACCGAGAUGCACCUGCUCGAACCGACCUCGUUCCGUGUGUCGGCCCAUCUGUGCGUGAUCGACGAUGAUCCGCGGCUACCAAAGUGCAAGAUAUUCGGCGUGCUGCCAUCGGUGAACAUUUGCGUGACGGAGCAGCGCGUGCUGGAAGUGCUCUCGAUCGUUUGCAGCAUUCCGUUGCCGGAAAGUGAGGAGCAGCUGCAACCGGCACCGAUCGCGAAGGAUUCAAACGUGUUCAGCUCGAGCCUAUCGCUGCUGAAGUAUUUGGAUGAGAAGCAGGCCAAACUGCCGAAAAUCAACCGCUCACCGGAGGCGCUGAACCCGGCGGAUGUUGUCGACGGUGAUGUGGUGCAGUUUACCGAUUUGGAGAUUAAAUUUGAACUCCACGAAUGCUCUAUAACGAUAUGCAAAAUGAGCGGUGGUGGCACUGGUAGUAGCUCCUCGGACGUGUUUGCAACACCAACGGAAGACUUUUCCCAGUCACCCGUCGAGCAGGAGUUCCCGCACACGAAGAGCGUGGCGUUUAACAUCCCGUGCCAUGGGUCGGGCGUGAGCCAGCAUAAAAUUAUCGCGUGCAAAGUGAAACACUUGGAAUUGACAAUGGCUCAGCGUACGUACGACCUAAAGGUAGCCUUGAAGCUGGGCGCCGUUACGCUGGAUCAGUUCCGGUGGCGUAACGAGCAGGAACGAGUGCACCAUGUUAUUCAAACACCAAAGUACGAUAACAACGACGACUACCUGUUCACUGUGAACUAUAACAAUUGCAAAAAGAACAGUCCAGAGUUUGCCACAAAGUAUGAAUCGGUAGAGCAAGAAGUAGCAAUUGGCUUCUCAACGCUACUGCUGCUGCUCCAUGAAGACGGCCUAAACGAGCUGAUCCAAUUUGCCAACGAUUUCCAAGUCCGCAUGGAAACUAUCACGAAAAAGCGCGAGUCAGACGCAGCCGUGCAGCAAGAAAAGGACCGCUUUGCCACGAUUCACGAAGAGGAAAGUGCUGCCACGGCUCUCCUGAACGCGGCCCGCGAAAGACUGCCAACGAUCCUGGAGGACGACAGUGUUGUGACGAGUUCCGCCAGCAAAGUGUCUCGUAAACGUAAAUCAAUUGUAGAUAGCAUCAAGAUCAGAGUGAUGGCGAAAUUGGAGGACGUUACAGUGGAGUUGCAGAAUGACAAGCGAUCCUUGGCGGUACUUGAGGUGAAAAAUCUCACAAGCAGCGUGAUCAUGAAAACUUCCUACACCGAAAUUAAGCUUCGACUGCAGGAUAUCGUGUUGACGGAUACGAAUCCGGGCACUAUCCACAGCAAGAUACUGUCCAUCAUCGGUGAUGACGCUCUGCACGUGCAGGUGAUAUUGUUCGAUAUCGACGCGACAUCGGACUACAACUCGGACAACAUGCGCAUCGAGGUGGUGAUGGGUUGCGCCCGGAUCGUGUUUCUGAACUGGUUCGUCACCUCGGUGCUGGCGUUCCUGGACAACUUCCAGGCCGCUCAGCAGCGCAUCAAGGAUGCUAGUGCGGCCGCGGCCGAGGCGGCACGCAACAACGUUGUCGAGGCGUACACGCAAGCCACUCGGAUGAAGCUCAACAUCAAGGUGAAGGCUCCGAUCAUAAUCAUUCCGGUGGAUUCGACUAGCCUGAAGGCGGUCGCGAUGGACUUUGGGCACCUGAGCAUCACCAACAACUUCCGCGACAUCCCGACGGACCACCAGCACGGUCCGGCCGUGAUCGAUGAGAUGAAGAUCGAGCUGAAGGACAUGAAGCUGGCGAAGGUGGAGGUAUCGCACGCGGAGGAUACGGGAGAGCCGUCGUUUUCACGGUACGGCUCGGACGACGUGAGCUACGGAGUGGUGCCGGAUCAAGGGGCCGUCCUUAGCCCGACCAGCUUCACGCUGGUUAUGAAGCGCAAUCUCUCCUCGGGAUGGUACCGGGACCAUCCGGAUAUGGAUAUUUCUGGUCGUCUGAAAGCGGUUGAGCUCAACUUUAUCGCCACGGACUAUAGCGUUAUAAUGCAGAUUUUGUCCAAAAAUAUGACAGAAGGUCAGAAUGAGUUCAAGAAACCGGUUAAAGCGGACAAAUCACCCACGAGUCCACAAGUGAGCUACCAUAAUCCCGGCACAACGACCGCUGAAAUUAACCUUCCGUCCGAUGCUAAAUCCAACUGGACCGCAGUGGCGAAGAAAGCUACAGCCAAACCGUUCGGCGUUGACAUGGGCCAGCUGAAGGCGACCGAUAAUAAAACCCAACUGGAUAGGCCAGCGGAACAAGCCAAAGUGGUUGACACGUUCCUGAAGUUCAGCUUCCAAGUGGACAGUAUCAAUAUCAAGCUAUACACUGCCCCCGGCCAAGGAUUGGCUGGCUUCGAGGUGUUUUACUUAUCCCUCCAGGGCCGGAAGCUAACGGAUGGUAGCUUAAAUACGGCGAUAAUACUUUGCGAUAUUCGGCUUGACGAUAUACGCCCCAAUCGGGAGAAUAUGCUUACCCGUCUGAUGGAACGACGUUCCACUGAUGCUUCGCUCGAUGUGUCCCAUUUGAAGGAGAGCGAGCAAGCUGAAGACUCACUGGCGGUUGCCCCCGUGCGCUCGAUGAUAAACAUUACCUUCAACAUGAAGGAGAACGACAUGUUCGCCGAUGUGAAGGUGUCCAGCUUCAAUCUGAUCCUGUCGGUGGACUUCCUGCUGAAGCUCCAACAAUUUCUGCAACCGGAAGAGCUGGCCGAGCAGAAGGCGAUGCAAGCGGUGGAAGCCGAGCAAACGGAACGGUUACGGCGUGCAAGCACCAGCGCGGCCGUCGCGAGUCAGCAGCAGCAAGAGGCGGGUCAGUUUACGGUGAUCAUUAAGAUCGAGCAACCCGACAUCAUCCUGGUGGAGAAGAUGGACGAUAUCAACUGUUAUGCGUUGAUCUUGAACAACGAAAUCUCGUUGAACGUUCGUUUGAUCGGUGAGCGGCAGAUCAUCAAGGGUGAACUAAAAGACCUAUGCCUGUACUAUGCCGAGUUCAAUCCGGAGCGGCGCAACUCGACGAAACACUACGUGGUACGUCCGUGCUCGAUCAGCCUCAACGGUUCCACGCCGGAGGGACUCGGUUUGCACCUGAGCAUCAACUCGACGGAGAUCGAAUUGUCUGUCUCACCGGCCGUAAUUGAGCUGAUGAACAACGCGCUGCAAACGUUGACGGCCAAAGAGCAGUUGAAGUUGAGCGAAGCGGCGACCACCACCGACUACGAGCAGUUGUGGCACGUGAAGGAAUUCGAUCCGGAGCAGUACUGGUUUAUCCAGCCGGAGCUAGCCGAGGAUGCGCUUAGCCUGGAAUCGAUGCGUACGGUCGAGAUCAAGGAGGAGAAGUGUAUGAUCGACAUACCGUGCAUUUCGCUAAUCGUGGAGACGGGCCUCGGCACGAACACAAUCCCGAUGCUGUACAUCAACACCAGUCUCGAGGGUUCGGUUACGAACUGGAGCUCGGACAUGAAGAUCACCAGUGCGCUGCGGCUAAGCAUGUCGUACUACAACCAAGCACUCGCCCUCUGGGAGUACGUCAUCGAGCCAAACGUGGUCGAGCAGGCAAAUGGCGUCAGUACUAGCGUCCCAUGGGAGCUGACGUUCGACAUGGAGGUGGAUCACCACGAGGAUCGAUCGCGGGAACCGACGACCCGCAUACACAUUGCUUCGCGCGACAGUCUAGAGAUGACGGUGACAAAAACCUGCCUGGAUGUGGUGCAAAACCUGGGAAAGGCGUUCUCGGAAGCCAUCAAGCGGGACGGUAUCGUGAAGUCGGAAAUUCAGGCACCCUACCUCGUGCGCAACGACACCGGGCAAGAUGUGAAGGUAAAUUUCGUAACGAGCGAUUUUCACAUCCACCGAGCACAUCUCGGCCCAGGCGUCGAGGAUGAUCUUAUCGCGAUCGAACAUGCACCAGACGAAACCGGGGAGCAUCUGGUAAGCAGCUGCAUUAUCAUGCCAAAUGGGCAGUUGCAGCUCCAGCCCCAGCAAUUGCGCUGCACUGAACGGACACCAAUCCUGACCGUGGUGGACGACAAGGACAGUACCAGCAACAAGCGCCUCUUCGUGAAGGUGAUUGUGGGUGACACGGACAAGGAGCUGACCCUGCCGGUGUACAAGUCGGACAAGCGCUACUUCCCGCUGUUCCGCAAUGCUGGCCAGGAACCGUGGGGUAUCAUUUCGGAGGUGCGCAUCGAGCACGGGUGUACGGUGCUGGUGUUGCGCAGUAUCGUCCAGGUUUACAACCACUUCACCGUCCCGAUCGACGUGUUCCAGUUCAUCGACCACGAGAAGCAUCACGUCGGGGAGGUGCGCGCGGGCGGUUGUUUGAACGUGCCGCUCUACUAUCUGUACAACGACUCGAAGGAGCUGCACUUUUCCAUGAAAGGAUAUCACUCGUCCGCGCAAGGUAUUAGCUGGAAGGAAUCUCCGAACAGUUUCGAGCUCAUCAAGGCGCUGCAGUGUGAUCCGAUAAAAACGUUCGAACCGUUCUACAUAAACGCCGUCCGCCAAAGGCAAGAUGUGUUCUACGAGAUCACCUCCAACCAUACGAUGAUGAGCGCCUGUUACGAGAUACAUUUGCGGCCACCUUUCAUGCUACGAAACGCGCUUCCCAUUGGGUUAACGAUUUCCGUUGCCGGUUGCUCGGUACGCCGCGAAAUGGACACCGGGUUGGUGACGAGCAAUGAAAGUCUCUCCAAUGCAUCGACCGUGGCCGGUGAAGACUAUCUAGAUUACGGAGAGAAACUACUUCGUCCCGGCGAGCUGUUGCAUCUGCCGACGGUAAAAACAUCCGCCCGUUCCACGACGGAAACGUCAUACAUUGUGGCAAGGCUGAUAGGAUAUCUAGAUAAAGACUGGUCGUGCACAACGGACAUUCCCGCCCAGCCGCCGGAGUUUGGAGUUUGGACGUUCAAUGCUUACGAUUCGGUGGAAGUGAUGUCCCUACAGCUGGGUGUUAAAUAUGAAAAUCGCGUCGAUGGGCUUACGUUGAUCGUUUACUGCCCAUUCUGGAUGUUGAACAAAACCGGACUGAUGCUCAGCUAUCGGAAAUCCAGCAAAACGGAGAAGAAAGAACUAGCCGGUAAAACCACGUACAAGCUCCCGUCCAAGUAUAUGUGUCCGCUGUUAAUGAGGGUAGCAAAGCAAUGUGUAUCGAACAAUAAAGCUAAUGAUGAGAACACCAACAUUCUCUACCAUCCACCGGAGUACGAAGGUCCCAUACUGUUCUCGUUCCGCGAGAAGGUGUUCUUUGGCAAGAAGAAGGCGGCCGUACGUGUCGACACCGGCGAAUGGAGCGACAAGUUCUCGCUAGAUGUGGCCGGCUCGAGCGGAGUGGUGCUCUGUCAGGCGAACAAUAUGACCUACCAGAUCGGGGUGAACAACACGCUGACGCACAAUUCGCUCACGAAGCAGAUCGUCUUCAUGCCGUACUUCGUGCUGAUCAACCGGGCGAACUUUGAUGUCGAGGUGCAGGAGCACUUGCGCCCGGGCGAUCCGUGGACGACGGUGCGCGUCAAUGACUGCGUGCCGCUGUGGCCGAAAACGGAGGAGAAUCGAAUGCUGAAGGUGAAAAGCUGCGAUCGACCGGAGGUAACCGCUCCGUUCAAGUACACCGAGGUGCAGUGUACGCUGUUGCAGCUGCGCAAUCGCUACGGGGGGAUCAACGUGGACGUGCACGUGACCGAGGGUGCGAUUUAUAUCACCUUCACCGGGUACUAUCCGGGCGAUGCGCCAGCGCUGCUGAUGAACCACACGCAGGAACCGUUCGCGUUCCGGGAGAAGGGUGACGUCAACGGGAAGAUCCUGAUGCCGUCGCAGAUGGCUCUGUACACCUGGAUCGAUCCGGCCGGUGAGCGUAAGAUCGUGUGGGAAAGUGGCCCGAAAGCGCAACCGAUCGAGAACGAUCUGCGGAGGGAUGGUAUCAGCGAGUUCCAGUCACCUUCGGACAACACUAUCUACUGGGUGUCGUUCCUUAAUGGCACGCAGCGUGUGUUGCUGAUCACGGACAAUUGCAACAUCGCGUACGGCGUCCACAGUGCCAGCCGGCUCGAUCAGGUAACGCAGGAGGUGAAGCUGGAGGUGCAUGGCGUCGGGCUUUCGUUGGUAAACAAUCUGAAGCCCACCGACCUGAUGUACAUCGGUAUCGCCAGCUCGGGCGUCAUAUGGGAGGAGCGCAAGCGGUCCGGUCGUUUCCGCCAGAUGAAGAUUCAGGAGACGCUCAAUAUGGAAGUCCAGUACCAGCAGUUCCUGCGCGACCAAGAGUUCGGUACGGGGGCCAACAAGCGCUACUGGCUCGAGGGCGAUACACGCUACGAGAUCGACUUCCUGGGUAUGGUCCUACGCAAGUCGACAGAGCGUUCGAUCAAGCGUACCUUCUACCCGGGACUGUGGGUGGAGAUCAAGUCCUCCAGCCACCAGCUGCAGUUCCACGCGAAGGUGAACCGCAUCCAGAUCGACAACCAGCUGGUGGACUGCAUUUUCCCGGUCGUGCUGGCACCGGUACCGCCACCGAAGAGUGUUGCCGCAACGACGGAGUUCAAACCGUUCGUGGAGAUGAGCAUGGUCCAGCGGAUCAUUCCGCACUCGAAUGUGAAGCAGUUUAAGUACUUGCGCGUGCUGAUGCAGGAGUUCCAUGUGAAGGUAGACCUGCUGUUCGUGAACGCCAUCUUCGAAAUGAUCAGCACCGAGAUCACCGAAGCGGAAGCGAAACGACUCUUCGCCGAAGAUCUGAAGCUGCAAACGCAACCACUACACGCACACGUUGCGAUCCAGUCUCAGCAGGAGGUGAAGAACUUCUACGACAAUCUGCACCUCGGUCCGCUCAAGAUCCACGUCAGCUUCUCGAUGGCCGGCUCGGAGUCGAAGGCACUGCCGGGCAUCCUCUCGACGAUCCUGCAGGGUGUCGGCGUCACGCUAACCGACAUCAACGACGUCGUGUUUCGAUUGGCGUUCUUCGAGCGCGAGUUCCAGUUCCUCACGCAACGGCAGCUCGUGUCGGAGUGUGUAGCGCACUACAGUGGCCAGGCGGUGAAGCAGCUGUACGUGCUGGUGCUCGGACUGGACGUGAUCGGCAAUCCGUACGGGCUGGUGGUCGGUUUCACCAAGGGCGUCGAGGAUCUGUUCUACGAACCGUUCCAGGGUGCCAUCCAAGGGCCGGGCGAGUUUGCCGAGGGGCUUGUGCUGGGUGUACGGUCCCUGUUCGGCCAUACGGUUGGUGGUGCGGCCGGUGCAGUAUCUAAAAUUACCGGAGCAAUGGGCAAGGGGCUUGCGGCCCUGACCUUCGACGAUGACUUCCAGAAGAAGCGACGCGACGCGAUGAACAAAAAACCCGCCAGCUUGCAGGAGGGCAUCGCACGGAGCGGCAAGGGCCUAGUGAUGGGCGUGUUCGACGGCGUUACGGGAGUGUUCACGAAGCCGAUCAGCGGCGCCAAAGAGGAAGGUGUGGAAGGUUUCUUCAAGGGACUGGGCAAGGGAGCGGUCGGGUUGGUGGCUCGUCCGAUUGCCGGCGUAACGGACUUCGCUAGCGGAAGCUUCGACGCGGUCAAGCGUGCCACGGAACUAUCAGACGAAGCGAUCCGGCUGAGGCCACCGCGUUACCUGCACAAGGACGGCAUCGUUCGACCGUACAAUCGCAAGGAAGCGGAGGGUAGUAAACUGCUGAGGGAAAUCGACAAGGGAAAGUUUGCGGCAACGGACGCGUACGCCUACUACGAAGUGAUCAUUGACAAUAAGGAUGUCGUCGUGCUGACGGACAGCCGGAUUAUCUACGCGACCAAGAGUGAAAUGUUUGGUGGAUGGCAGUCCGAGUGGACCCACAAGUGGACGGAAGUGCUCAGCAUCUCCACGCUGAACGACGGCGUCGAGAUUCUGCUGCGCAACCGAGAUGGCAGAAGUUCGCUGAAGAAAAUGUUCAGCUCGUCUGGAUCGAGCAAGAAAGUCCUCCUGCUAUCCGGGACCUCCAAGCGGGUUCGGUUGGCCGAAGAAAUGCAACAUCUACUGCGGAAAGUUACCGGUUAAAUCGGAUGCUGGGAACUCCCGCGGAUCGAACGCUUUUCGCAAUGGCUUCUGCUUAAUACCGGGCACCUCGCUAAUUAGACUGUUGACCGCCGCGAGGUUGAAAUACGGCGUCAUUUUUCGAAAUUUGCAUUCACGCGAAGUGAUAUUUUCACGCCUACCAUCAUAUCCUGCUUUAGAAGUGAAUGUUUUAUAUACAAAAACAGCGGACAACACAGCUCGGCAAGUUAUUCUAACACUCUUGUUUCCGAUGAUCAUUGUUAAAUUUUGUCAUAUUUUAAACUAAACUAAAACUUAAAAAAACGAAGCAGCAAUCUGAAGUACAAACACAAACUAAAAGCCGAAAAACUUCUCCGGGAAAGUUUUGCUUUACACACUAUAGUAACAUAUUUGUUGCCUAACACUUUUGCGGCGCAUGCAAGCCGGUGAAGUACAAUGGAAGCUACUGGAACUGUACCGGUGUUUUGUAGCUUUCGGUUAUUAUUUUUCCUCCUCUUAUACUUUUUUUUGCUACACCCGUGUUUGUGUUUUCCACUGACUAUUAAAGGGAACCAAAACAUAUACAAAUAUUUUUCCUUGUAAAGAAAUAAAAGAACUAUUAACAAUCGACUUAUUCGAUGAACUAUAAAAAAGAAGUCCAAACACAUGUUUCAAUUUGUGGUUUAUGCAAGUGAUGUUUCACACG
This is a messenger RNA of Anopheles coustani, 11646 nucleotides long. RefSeq names its product intermembrane lipid transfer protein Vps13 (gene Vps13). The record is from RefSeq and is a predicted model, not a curated record. Lineage: Eukaryota; Metazoa; Arthropoda; Insecta; Diptera; Culicidae. Gene Ontology annotation, cellular component: extrinsic component of membrane. The transcript is spliced from 24 exons. Gene Ontology annotation, biological process: protein retention in Golgi apparatus; protein targeting to vacuole. Bases 711 to 10964 code for a protein of 3417 amino acids.